Molecule: messenger RNA, 774 nt
Organism: Notolabrus celidotus (New Zealand spotty)
Lineage: Eukaryota; Metazoa; Chordata; Actinopteri; Labriformes; Labridae
Product: transcriptional repressor scratch 1-like
Exons: 2
Coding region: 1-774 (257 amino acids)
Biological process (GO): regulation of DNA-templated transcription
Molecular function (GO): RNA polymerase II cis-regulatory region sequence-specific DNA binding; DNA-binding transcription factor activity, RNA polymerase II-specific
Source: RefSeq, a predicted model, not a curated record
AUGCCAAGGUCUUUCCUGGUGAAAAAGGUGAAACUGGAUGAUUUCGCCACCGGGGCGGAUCUAGAGCACGCCUACCGGCACCGGACAGACCUCAGCCUGCGGCUCCAUGACAAAGGUUACAUCAGUGACUACAUCAGCCCUGUUGUGUAUGAUAAUGAGAGUGACAGCGGGAUCAAGGUGCCCUCUCCUGACCCCCUCUACGAUGGCAUCCACAGUGACUACGGGGCCCCUGACUCUGAAUCCCCCGACAGUCCCAGUUCUGAGAUCACCGAUGGCUACAUCAACGGGGACGCUGCGGUGAGUGACGGUUACUCAGUCGAUGCCUUCUUCAUCACCGACGGCCGCUCGAGAAGGAAAGCCAUCGGCAGCCCCAGGACCAUCCAGAGGCACACCUGUAACGAGUGCGGCAAAACCUACGCCACGUCUUCCAACCUAAGCCGGCACAAACAAACGCACCGAUCGCUGGACAGCAAACUGGCAAAGAAAUGUCCUACCUGCGGGAAGGUGUAUGUGUCCAUGCCUGCAAUGGCCAUGCAUCUGCUCACGCACGACCUCAAGCACAAGUGUGAUGUAUGUGGGAAAGCGUUCAGUCGACCUUGGCUUCUGCAGGGCCACAUGCGCUCGCACACAGGGGAGAAGCCAUUCGGAUGCGCCCACUGUGGGAAGGCCUUUGCAGACCGCUCCAACCUGCGUGCUCACAUGCAGACCCACUCGGCCUUCAAGCACUUUAAGUGCAACGCUGCGACAAGACCUUCGCGCUCAAGAGUUACCUGA